Quercus robur (English oak) is the source of this 1081-nucleotide messenger RNA. Its product is annotated as LEAF RUST 10 DISEASE-RESISTANCE LOCUS RECEPTOR-LIKE PROTEIN KINASE-like 2.7. Lineage: Eukaryota; Viridiplantae; Streptophyta; Magnoliopsida; Fagales; Fagaceae. The transcript has a single exon. Bases 17 to 907 code for a protein of 296 amino acids. Gene Ontology annotation, molecular function: polysaccharide binding. The record is from RefSeq and is a predicted model, not a curated record.
UCAAUAUCUUCUAAACAUGAAUUCCCAUUAUCUAGCUCUCUCUCCCCUCAUCACCCUAUUCUUCCUCUUAACAAUAUUACCUCCAUCUUACAGCAACGCCGUCGAAUAUUUUGUUGAGUGCAGUCGUACCUUUGAUUGUGGAUGGAUCAAAAACAUUCCGUACCCUUUCUGGGGUGGUAAUCGACCUGAAUUUUGCGGUAGUCAAGGGUUCGAGCUCACGUGCCGCGACAAUGAAUACCCAUACCCAAUUAUCAGAAUUAAAGAACUAGAGUUCCUUGUACUAAACAUCAGCCAAUCUCAUCCUAUCAUGACCAUUGCAAGAUUGGACCUCUGGGAUAGUCUAUGUCCUCCAACGUUAGACAAUACCACUUUGGAUUUUAAUUACUUCAAUUAUUCCACACCAACCGAUCAAAACCUAACUUUGUUCUAUAACUGCACUUCUCGAGUUAGAGGAUUGGAUAGAGCAAACUUUCCCUGCCCCUUAGGAGGAGUUGGUGCUACAGGUAAUACAACUAAUUACUUUGUAGACGAAUUUUCCCUGAAGAUCCCCGAGCUUCUUAAGGAAUGCAAUACAAGUAUUAAAGUACCAAUUUUACGGACUGCUCUCAUUGGCGCUGUGUGGGAAGCCCUGCCACUACCAAAGGUAUUGAAACAAGGUUUUGAUGUAGACUACCUUAAUGCCUUGUCGACCUGUUGGGCGUGUGUGGCAUCAGGUGGGAUAUGCAAUUCUGCCUCCUCCUCACAAUCAUUUGUCUGCUUUUGCCGUGAUGGAGAGCAACCAAGGGUCUGUUCAAGUAACGGUAUGCUUGCUCGUUUCUCUUCUCACUUUUGGAUUAGGCUGAAACACAUAUUUCUUGUUCUUUGCUUAGUUUUGCUGGUAUAUAGUUCACAUAAUUUCAUAGUUUAACAGUUCUCUUUGGCUUUGGGUAGUCGGCAUAGUUAACAAUUGCACAGCAUUCUCAUGGUUUGUAAUUGUUUGCUUUACGUAAAUGUGGGUCCAUUUAGUAAGCAAAAGACUUGAUCCUCAUUUUAGUCUAAGGCAUGCUUUUAUAAGUUGUCAUAAUCUUUUAGAACGGUGGAA